This is a messenger RNA of Sinocyclocheilus rhinocerous, 1783 nucleotides long. It is a transcript of the gene ap1m3, whose product is annotated as adaptor related protein complex 1 subunit mu 3. Gene Ontology annotation, cellular component: clathrin adaptor complex. NCBI's taxonomy places the organism in Eukaryota, Metazoa, Chordata, Actinopteri, Cypriniformes, Cyprinidae. The coding region runs from base 218 to 1489 and encodes 423 amino acids. The record is from RefSeq and is a predicted model, not a curated record. Gene Ontology annotation, biological process: vesicle-mediated transport; intracellular protein transport. The transcript is spliced from 12 exons.
UAUAAUUGCAGCGUUCUAGUUUUGACGCGUCGCGUCUCUCGCAGUUUACAGCACAGCAACAAGCUCGAGCUGCACAACCGGUUAGACGCCUCCAAACCCGGAAGACGCGCGUAAGGGAUGGGGAAGAUCUCUCAUUUCACUUGAUCAAACUUUACCAAAAUUCACAAAACUUCGACCCCUGUCAGUCACUUCUGGUCAUACAACAGCUUUGAUAAGGAUGGCAGCGUCCGCGAUCUUCAUCCUGGACCUUAAAGGCAAGGUCCUCAUAUGUCGAAACUACAUGGGCAACGUGAACAUAAAUGAGAUUGACAACUUUAUGCCCAUAAUGAUGAAGAGAGAGGAAGAUGCAGAUUUGUCACCAGUGGUUAUUCACGGCUCGACCCACUUCCUCUGGAUCAAGCACAGCAACCUCUACUUGGUUGCAAUAACAAAGAAGAAUACCAAUGCUGCUCUUGUAUACUCCUUCCUGUACAAAUUAGUGGAGGUGUUCACUGAAUAUUUCAAGUCACUGGAAGAAGAGAGUAUUCGAGACAAUUUUGUGACAGUAUAUGAGCUAAUGGAUGAAGUCAUGGACUUUGGAUUCCCUCAGACCACUGAUAGCAAGAUCUUACUAGAGUACAUCACCCAACGUGGGCAUAAGCUGGAGGUGGGAGCGCCACGGCCCCCAGCUACAGUAACCAAUGCUGUGUCUUGGAGGUCAGAGGGCAUCAAAUACAGGAAAAAUGAAGUCUUCAUGGAUGUCAUUGAGUCUGUCAACCUAUUGGUCAGUGCUACAGGCAGUGUUCUGCGUAGCGAGAUUCUGGGCUGCAUCAAACUCAAAGUCGUUCUGUCAGGCAUGCCUGAGUUAAGGCUUGGACUCAAUGACAAAGUUCUCUUCGAGAUCACAGGCCGAGAGAAGAGCAAGUCUGUGGAGCUAGAAGAUGUUAAAUUUCAUCAGUGUGUGCGUCUCUCUCGCUUUGAGAACGACAGGACUAUCUCUUUCAUCCCACCUGAUGGAGAAUCUGAACUAAUGUCUUACAGACUCAACACCACGGUGAAGCCUCUAAUAUGGAUUGAGAGCGUAAUAGAGAAGUUCUCUCACAGUCGAGUAGAGAUCAAGGUUAAGGCCCGCAGUCAGUUCAAGAGCCGCUCCACUGCCAACAAUGUGUCCAUCUUAGUUCCUGUUCCCAGUGACGCUGACUCCCCCAAAUUUAAGACCACCACGGGCCAGGCUAAAUGGGUUCCUGAGAAGAGUGCUGUAGAAUGGAACAUCAAGUCCUUCCCUGGCGGGAAAGAGUUCAUGAUGCGAGCUCAUUUUGGACUGCCAAGUGUGGAAAGUGAUGUACUCGAGGCCAAACGACCAAUCACAGUGAAGUUUGAGAUUCCUUACUUCACAGUGUCAGGCAUUCAGGUGCGAUACUUGAAGAUUAUCGAGAAGAGCGGAUAUCAGGCAUUACCGUGGGUGCGAUAUAUUACUCAGAGUGGAGAUUAUCAACUGAGGACCAACUGAGAGAGGACAGCACCUGUGUAUGUUGUGUGUGCUGUCUGUCCUUUUUCAUCUGCGAGACAGCUACUGCUUUUCACACAGCAGUUGGACUGCUAUUGCUUUUAUCUGAAAUCAGGUUUUACAAAUUAAACAAGGAAGUCAGACCGCAAAGUUACUGAGAAACCGCUAUGAAACAAUCGAUUUUGGAUUAUAAUCCUAAAGUCGUGUUACAGAAACGUCCUAGAAUCUACCUAUAUAUGUUACAGUAUAUUUAAAAAGAUAUUUUCACCCUCAUGUCGUUCCAAGCCUGUAUGCAAU